Periophthalmus magnuspinnatus is the source of this 1180-nucleotide messenger RNA. It is a transcript of the gene lrrc61, whose product is annotated as leucine rich repeat containing 61. Gene Ontology annotation, molecular function: protein binding. The transcript has 9 exons. The coding region runs from base 175 to 960 and encodes 261 amino acids. The record is from RefSeq and is a predicted model, not a curated record. Lineage: Eukaryota; Metazoa; Chordata; Actinopteri; Gobiiformes; Gobiidae.
AUCCCUGGAGCUGAUGCGCCGCAGAGGAGGCUGAGGUCCGUAUCCACCUGCAGUGCGGUCCGUGCCUGGUCCUGGUCACAUCCUGGACACACACAUUUUUUUACUCCACCAAAAACGACACCUCCCCACCUUAAUGUGAAUGUUUUAAACCGUGAAAAGCCACAGUUGCCUGCCAUGGAGCCGAAGCGUGACAAGAGCCAUGAUGGGGACCAGGAGAGGAUAUCGCCAGUGCUCCUCAAAUCACGCACAGGAGAAUUUGACCUGGAAUCAAUACUUUUUCUAAAAUUGAGAAAUCUAGGGAUCCACGACCUUGGAUGCAUUGGGGAGUGCAUUAAUCUGGAGAGACUGGACCUAUCUGGAAAUAACAUCACAAACUUAGCUCCUUUGGCUUCUCUUCGGCUCCUUUCUGUUUUGAACCUGUGUGCAAACCGCAUUUCUAACUUAGAUCCACUGCGCAGUUGUGAAUCUUUACAGAACUUAAACUUGGCUGGUAAUGUUCUGAACAGCUUUGAAUGCCUUUACGCCCUUCAGUCUCUGAGAAAACUUGAAAACAUUCGCCUUAAAGACAACACAUACAAUUACUCCAACCCAGUCUGCAGAAGCACGGCUUACAGGGCUCAUGUUUUAGAAAUAUUCCCCAACAUCAAGGUGUUGGACGGUGAAAGAGUGGUGGGCCGUGGAAGUGAUUUGUACCAGUUAUGUAAAGAUAUUGAUGAUACAAUUAAAGCAGGCUCAUACAAAAACGGGCAGCUCGUGGAGCACUCUGACUGUAAGCCUUGGGUUGAAGACAAUUUCUGGGAUAUCAAGAGGUCUAAUAACGCCAUAGUGGACGAAGCGUAUAAACAGUUCAAUGAUGUUCUUCAUGAAUGCAGGCUCCUGAACAACAGGGCCACACACGUCAUCUCUCAAACGGAGAGGUCUAUGAGCCUGAAAAAGCAGUCCAAGCAGUACGCCAUCUGAGGGAGGUUAUUAAAGACGCAAGCUGCUUUUUGUUUCAUUAUUCUAAGUCAUGGCUCUAACUGUUGGUUUCAGCUUUACGCCCAAGUGUCGUUGGCAGCACACAUGCUCUGCCACAGUGUCACACAUUCAUUUCUAUGCAGUUCAUUUACUGGAAGUGUGUGGUUUGAAACACUAUUGCACAGUCUGCAUUUUCUCCUACACCUGCUCCAUGUUUGCUCAC